AUGCCGGAGGCUUUGCGGAGAUGCAUCACGAUUAGGUCAUACGUGCCAGACCCGGUCACCCAUCGGGCCUUCCUAGAUAUUAUCGAAGCUGCUCUACGGAAACACGGUGACUGGCCUAAGGCGGACAAGGCGCUGCCGUUCAAGGAAGGGGAGAAAGCCAAGAGCGCGAAGAAUCGAGAAACUAGCCAGAAGCUCGCGGAGAAGAUAUCUACAUCGAGCGAUGUGCUCACGGCUGUACAAGAAACAAAUUAUGCGGAACCAACGCGUUCUGCUCCGCAAUUACAGGCCGCUCAUGGCUCUAGACGUGUCCGUUCGGGUCGGAACGUGACAGGGAGCGGGUCUCUCUCCAAGUCAAGGUCCUCCGCAUCAGCGGACAAAACGAAGGUUACCACUCAGGCUACAGAAUCGGAUUUCGGUGCGCCGCGCACUCGCUCCAGUCAUAAUGAAGGCACGGUAGCCCAACACACACGCGACAUGGCGAAGGGUAAAGCAAAGGCUACGUCUUCGACUUCCAAGACAUUGCGAUCGUCUCAGCCGUCUAUGCGUCAGGAGCAAGGCUGCGAGGGAAGUAGCCAGACGAAGACUGGCGUUGUGACGCGAGCUGCGGGCCCAGCUCCCGAGGGUCCGUCGUCAUCCCAAGCAUCUGGACGUCGUGAGACGAGGAGCGCAGUACGGGCUGCGCAGCCAGAUGACGCACGCACCACCUUUACCGGCUCAGGGAAUCGACACAGUGCUCGUGUUAUGGCAGCCGGCGCUUCGGUUGAUCAGGGAAGUCCUGGGGAGGGACCAUCCAGCUCGAACAACAGAAGGGAUGACAAGCCCACUUGGAGGUAG
Messenger RNA from Gloeophyllum trabeum ATCC 11539, 834 nucleotides. RefSeq lists its product as uncharacterized. NCBI's taxonomy places the organism in Eukaryota, Fungi, Basidiomycota, Agaricomycetes, Gloeophyllales, Gloeophyllaceae. Bases 1 to 834 code for a protein of 277 amino acids. The record is from RefSeq and is a predicted model, not a curated record. The transcript has 2 exons.